This is a messenger RNA of Salvelinus fontinalis (brook trout), 1716 nucleotides long. RefSeq lists its product as uncharacterized. NCBI's taxonomy places the organism in Eukaryota, Metazoa, Chordata, Actinopteri, Salmoniformes, Salmonidae. The transcript is spliced from 5 exons. The coding region runs from base 525 to 1223 and encodes 232 amino acids. The record is from RefSeq and is a predicted model, not a curated record.
UUUCCCUUUCAGGCUAGCCUCUGUCUGAGCUCACACAGACAGACUGCCCAGAGGGCGAGAGAGAGAUAGCGGGUCUGUUUCUCUCACUCUGUCCAUUAGCCAUUUAAAGGGUGAGAAGAGAGUGAGGUCUGUAAUAUACUGGGUCAACAGGGAAACAGAAAGGGAAAGGAGAGAGAGGCUGCAGCUUGACAAACUGGGAGGUGGGGAAAUCCAAAGUGAGAUCGCAGUGCAGAUUGAGUGAGAGAAGGGGGUGUGGAGAUUUGGAAAGUACCAGGGAGACAAAAGGAGGAAUUCUAAAAAAGAGGUCAACUAAGCUGGAGUCUCAACAGUAGAGGGAAAAGACUCAGAGCUCAGAGCUCUCUCUCUCUCUCUCUCUCUCUCUCUCUCUCUCUCUCACUGUCACACACUUGACGGAACCGCUGAGGAAACUUUGCCUAGUCAGACCAAAGGACUUAUUUGAGCUGCGAAUUGCAUGGUUUCAACCACAGAAAUGGAGAAGUGGCCUUUCUCAUGAAGAUAAAAGGAUGUCACGAUCAGUUUUACUGUUGCUAUCAAUAUUGACACUCCAAGGUAGCGGAUGUGAUUACUUUUUGAGGGGGGUUGUCGAUAAUCUUCAAACCACCAUUAACUCAGACCACUCUGGAUUUCGUAAGGUGUUCCCUAAAGACUAUUGGAUUUCCCACCACUACAAUGUCAACCUGCUGUGCAACACUGAUCCGUGUUGUGUGUUCCGAGCUGCGACUGUUCUCUCUGACUCCUGGCUCCAGCUCCGCAGCCAGCUGUGGCCAGAGCACCAUAGCUUCGAAUUCAUCUCCAACAUUAUACAAGCCCUGGAUGACAGGGGUAUGACAAAAGGGAGAUUUGAGGAUCCUGACCCUUCAGUUCUUCCCUCCGUCUCCUCCUCUCCAGAGAAACUUCUCAACUUCACUUCAUCUGUUUUCUCCAAAUGGCUGGAGCUGGGGUGCUCGGCCCCGGUGGACACUUGUCCCUUCCCCACUCUGGCCUCUCCUGCUGGUGAGGAAGAAAGGGCAGCUUUGGAAAGUAAAAAAGUGAGGUUAUUAACCACACGAGCAGUUCACAGGGAGAAUGAAGGGGAAACAGGGAUGAGGUUACACACACCUCCACCAACCAAUAGGAGCCCAACAUCCAAAGGUGGGCUCCUAUUAGUUCUUUCUGGGUCUUUGUUUUUUUUAAACCUUUAUUUAACUAGGCAAGUCAAUUAAGAACAAAUUCUUAUUUACAAUGAUGGCCUAAAAAUGGUUUGGAGCACUGGUUGGCUUUUUCUUCUCAGUCUGUCCAUUCUAGCUGUUCUAAUGCAGUAAGCUUUGUCAAUCAAGUGACUGACAUGCACACUUAAUUGUUGCACUGAAUGUACAACUGCAGUCAAGAUUAUGUAUAGAAUAACAACCUUUUAAUUUACUUUCUGCACACUAGAGUUCUAUUAUAGCCAUAAGAAACCAUUACGUACCUAUACAACAUAGCCAUAUGUAUAAAAAGCCAUAUUCUACACAAGCUAACUAAACACUAACAAGUGUUUUAUAUUGAGCAAGCAACAGAACAUAAAUGAUUGUCCAAUAUUUCUGAUCAAAUUCAUAUGAUAUUUACAAUGCAGUGGAAUGUGAAUAUUUCUUUGUCUGCUGGUCUUCAAUUCAUGUUUUUUUUUUUUAAUUAACUUUUGUACAUACUGCAUCUUGUAAAUAAAAACCAUGCAGCCAU